UACAUCAUUCACAGCAAUGCCUGCAGUCAAGUAAUAAAGUCAGAGCGACAGAUCCCGUUAUUCGGACGUUGACAGUACUCUACAUUUCUCUUGCUAAAGUACCAGUUGUUCAGAACCAUGAGAAAAGCAGACUGUCAGGUCCGAAUAAUCCCAACUGUUGCUCAUUCUCUCUCUGCUGUUGACGGCUGGCAAUGUGGUGAAUGGUGUACCAACAUGACGUAGUACGCUCAGCGUCACGUACACUAGCUGUUAGCGGCGCUCGAUCGUUGAUCGCUGAUCAACACCACUGUCUUCACAGCAAACAUGGUUGCCAUAGCAGCGUCGGCCCUGUCAGUGGCUGCUCUGGUAUUUAUAGUGUUCUGGAUCAUCAAGUUUCUGAUGGCUGUUAAAGACUACAGCAGGACAUGUUACCUCAUCAGGCAGUUCCCCCAUGAACCCUCUCAUCCCAUCUGGGGUCACUUGUUUGUUUACCCUGGCCCCAAUGAGAAAGGCCUGCAGUAUCAACGGGAGAUGACAGCAAAGUACCCUCGUGUUGGUUCAAUGUGGUUAGGACCCUCUAUACCUUUAAUUUGGGUUUCUCAUCCAGAUACAGUGAAGCUAAUUCUUAAAACUUCAGAACCUAAGGCACAACGAAUCUAUCAUCUGCUGGAACCUUGGAUUGGCGAUGGUUUGCUGCUGAGCAAAGGGAGGAAAUGGGGACGUAACCGACGCCUACUUACACCAGCUUUCCACUUUGAUAUCCUCAAGCCUUACCUUGGCAUCAAAAACAUGGCAGCUGAUGUUUUGCUGGAUAACAUAGGAGUUCAUGCAGAAAAGGAUGAAUACUUUGAGGUAUUUUCAGUCAUCAGCAACUUUACCCUUGAUGUCAUUCUGAAGUGUGCAUUUUCCUAUGACACUGACUGUCAGAAAGUAGGGAAUCAGAAUCCAUAUGUUCAAGCUGUUUAUGCUCUCUCAGAAAUGGCUGUCCAAAGAUAUUUUCAGCCUUGGUUUCACAGUGACUGGCUCUAUUUUUUAACCCCUAUGGGGCGCAAGUUUCGUGAAAACUGCCGUGUGGUGCAUAAAUUGGCUAAUGAUGUCAUUAGCAAGCGCAAGAUUACUCUGGCCAAUACACCAGUAAGAAAACAAGAGGUCAAAAAGAAUUGCCUUGAUUUUCUGGACAUUUUGCUGACAGCCAGAGAUGAGAAUGGAGAAGGUCUCACAUUUGAUGAGAUAAGAGCAGAAGUAGACACAUUCCUUUUCGGAGGGCAUGAUACGACAGCUAGCGCCAUUUCAUGGGCGAUGUAUUCUCUGGCUCAGCAUGCUGAUAUACAGGCCACUUGUCAGGAAGAAAUUGAUGAGCUGUUCAAAGGCCGAGAAACAGAUGAUUUUCUGUGGGAAGACCUUUCUCAUCUCCCAUACCUCUCCAUGUGCAUCAAAGAGGCUCUUCGCCUUCACUCUCCUGUCCCAAGCAUACAGAGAGAGCUUACUCAAGACACAGACAUUGAUGGUCACAUUGCACCUAAGGGUACUAUAGUCAUCAUUGUCAUUUACAACAUCCACCACAAUGCCACUGUCUGGCAGGACAGCUUGGAGUUCCGUCCAGAGAGAUUCACUGAAGAGAAUAUAAAGUCCCGCAACCCUUAUGCUUUCAUACCAUUCUCAGCUGGGCCAAGGAACUGCAUUGGCCAAAAUUUUGCUAUGGAUGAAAUGAAGCUUGUUCUUGCAAAGAUAUUGCACAGAUUUACUCUAGUGGCUGAUCCUGACCACAAAGUUGAGAAAGUUGAGUCACUUGUUAUGAAAGCCAAAACAGGCAUUCAGCUGAAAGCCAUCCCACGAAAACAAGCAUGAGCCAUAUAGGAUGACAGCAUCUGCAUGCUCCCACAGCGCUACAUGGCCAACUAUUUCCAGAGGAAAGUCAAAGAGUGCUAUGAGACUACUUCAAAAAUUAGAUUCUCUUUUUAAAAUAAUUCAAAAGCUGAUACAAUAAAUGCUUACUGAGUUGUUUAGUUGUGUAGAUGUGAUUUUUUUGGUUGUAAAUGACAUGGACACCAUUGCUUGUGACAAGUAUUUGAGAAGACAAUCAAAGAUAAAUGGGAUCAUUUUUUGAAUCUGUUGCCUGUGUGAAAUGUGGAGUAAUGAGAUGAUUGCACAAAGUCCAA
Molecule: messenger RNA, 2138 nt
Organism: Pomacea canaliculata
Lineage: Eukaryota; Metazoa; Mollusca; Gastropoda; Architaenioglossa; Ampullariidae
Product: phylloquinone omega-hydroxylase CYP4F2-like
Exons: 13
Coding region: 304-1827 (507 amino acids)
Molecular function (GO): heme binding; oxidoreductase activity, acting on paired donors, with incorporation or reduction of molecular oxygen; monooxygenase activity
Source: RefSeq, a predicted model, not a curated record